Messenger RNA from Balaenoptera musculus (blue whale), 1914 nucleotides. It is a transcript of the gene METTL9, whose product is annotated as methyltransferase like 9. The record is from RefSeq and is a predicted model, not a curated record. Bases 110 to 1417 code for a protein of 435 amino acids. NCBI's taxonomy places the organism in Eukaryota, Metazoa, Chordata, Mammalia, Artiodactyla, Balaenopteridae. Gene Ontology annotation, molecular function: protein-L-histidine N-pros-methyltransferase activity. The transcript is spliced from 5 exons.
UUCAGGUACCGCCUUGGAAAUUAUCUCCACUGGCCCAAAAGUCUUAAAAUCGUUUCCGCCAUUAUAAGGAGCCGCGACCAAACAGGAGGCGGGGACGCGCGCCACGCGAAUGCGCGCUCCCUUUGUCCCACCUCCUGGCCGGCCCGCUCAUUGGGAGGAGGGAGCGCGCUUCGGAGAGAACGCGCCGCAGCCGUGCGUAUGUGCUCCGGGUGGAAACUGGAGCCGGCGGCGGCGGCGUUCCGGGGGCGGAGAGGAAGGGGGAGGCGGGAAGGCUGCGCGCCGCCCGCUCCUCCCCACCCCCCGCCUCGGCCCUGAAGGGGCUGGAUGGGCGAGUUGGGCGCGAUGGCUCGAUCCUGGGCGGCGGCGGCGGCGGCGGCGGCGGCGGCUGGAGGCGGUGGCGCGUCCUCCUCCUUGCCCCGGCGCCGGCGGUGAUCCGAGCGAGUGGCCGCGGCCCCCGAUGAGACUGCUCGCGGGCUGGCUGUGUCUGAGCCUGGCGUCCGUGUGGCUGGCGCGGAGGAUGUGGACCCUGCGGAGCCCGCUCACCCGCUCCCUGUACGUGAACAUGACGAGCGGCCCCGGCGGGCCGGCGGCGGCCGCCGCGGGCGGCAGGAAGGAGAACCACCAGUGGUAUGCGUGCAACAGAGAGAAAUUAUGCGAAUCACUCCAGGCUGUCUUUGUUCAGAGUUACCUUGAUCAAGGAACACAGAUCUUCUUAAACAACAGCAUUGAGAAAUCGGGCUGGCUAUUUAUCCAAUUAUAUCACUCUUUUGUGUCAUCUGUUUUUAGCCUGUUUAUGUCUAGAACAUCUAUCAAUGGGUUGCUAGGAAGAGGCUCAAUGUUUGUCUUUUCACCAGAUCAGUUUCAGAGACUGCUUAAAAUUAAUCCAGACUGGAAAACGCAUAGACUUCUUGAUUUAGGUGCUGGAGAUGGAGAAGUCACAAAAAUAAUGAGCCCUCAUUUUGAAGAAAUUUAUGCCACUGAGCUGUCUGAAACUAUGAUAUGGCAACUUCAGAAGAAGAAAUACAGAGUGCUUGGUAUAAAUGAAUGGCAGAAUACAGGGUUCCAGUAUGAUGUCAUCAGCUGCUUGAAUUUGCUGGACCGCUGUGAUCAGCCCCUGACUUUGUUAAAAGAUAUCAGAAGUGUCUUGGAGCCAACCAGAGGCAGGGUCGUCCUUGCUCUGGUCUUACCUUUUCAUCCCUAUGUGGAAAACGUAGGUGGCAAGUGGGAUAAACCAUCAGAAAUUUUGGAAAUCAAGGGACAGAAUUGGGAAGAACAAGUGAAUAGUCUGCCUGAAGUUUUCAGAAAAGCUGGUUUUGUUAUCGAAGCUUUCACUAGACUGCCAUACCUGUGUGAAGGUGACAUGUACAAUGACUACUACGUUCUGGAUGACGCUGUCUUUGUUCUCAAACCAGUAUAAACACGCGGAGGUUGAAGUCUUCCCAGUCCACCCCAGGAAUGUAUGCUCCGGAAGAGGGUCUGCGUUCUCAGUUACGUGAAGGGAGGACCUUUGGGGACUGCCAUUCUGAAUAUCAUGUAGGAAUUUUAAAAGCCAAAAUACUAAUUAUUUCUUUGUAGUGUGUGAAAGGAAUGUUUUUCAAAAACAAAAACCCAACUCUUUGAGGAUUUUUAUUAACUCUUUACUCAGUAAUGCAGGCCACACUCCGAUUAUGGAAGAUAUUUUUUAUACUUAAUUGCAGUAGGGACUCAUUCCCAGGCAAAGCAAUAGUCAUGACUUCACAUGGAACCCAUAAAUAUGGAUUGUUUUUAAUAAAAUGAAGACUGGCAAUAAAACUGUCCAUCCAGUUGCAAAUACUGGUUAUAGGAUAUAGCCACUGAUACUCUUUCAUGUUUAGAAAUUCUAUCAUUAUUCAAGAAAAUGUUUUUAAUCAUGCUAAUAAACUUUUUUGGAGAUGA